GAGCAGUCCGAGACAAUUGAGGUGCCUGAGGUGGAAGAAAUAGUUGAUACCCGUUACUCAAACUAUGAUGAUGCUCCAGAGAAAGUCCAAGAGAACUCUAAGGGGUAUGAGGAUGAAUCGAAGGAUGAACCUCAAGCCCUCCCUACCUCCCAUCUUCCACUCGGAG
This is a messenger RNA of Morchella sextelata, 166 nucleotides long. RefSeq lists its product as uncharacterized. The record is from RefSeq and is a predicted model, not a curated record. Lineage: Eukaryota; Fungi; Ascomycota; Pezizomycetes; Pezizales; Morchellaceae. The annotation marks the transcript as partial. The transcript has a single exon.